Paramecium sonneborni is the source of this 627-nucleotide messenger RNA. The record is from the annotation of a GenBank genome assembly. NCBI's taxonomy places the organism in Eukaryota, Ciliophora, Oligohymenophorea, Peniculida, Parameciidae.
GAUGAAAAACAUAGAUGAAAUAGAUUCCAGAAUUCAUUAAUAUAUGGAAAAAAGAAAAUCAAAGUAAUCAAGCACUUUUGAUUAAUCUACAAUCUUAUUUUAGGAUAAGGCAGGCUUAUUGAAUGAAUUAGAAACUUUAAGAUUGAAAAAUGAAAAUUUAGAGUAAGAGUUAAAACAGUUGCUUACAUAAUAUGAUGAAAUUCAAAGAGAAGAAGAAAUCAAAAGAUUAGAGUAAGAAAAAGCGGAAAUAAUCUAAGUUGAGUUAGAAUAAUUAAAGUAAAUUAUAAUUCAAAUUAUAGGUCUAUGCAUUUUAAAAUGUAAGUAGAGUAUUAAUAGCAAGUUGAUUUUCUUUAAAAAUAAUUGGAUUUAGCUGAAUAAGAAAAAAUCAAAUUAAUUACCGAAAACCAAAGAUUAAAAUCAAAUUAAUGUAAAGAAUAAGAUACCUAAAAAUUAUACAAUUAAGUUUUCAAAGAUGGUUAGGAGAAUAUCAAAUUCAAUAAAUAAAUUGAUAUAUUUUAAAAAGAAAUUUCAAAGUUAAAAAACAUAGUUGAAACAAAAAUUAUAAAAAAGCAAUAAGGUAAACAAAAAUAAACAACUAAAUGUAAUGAAAAAAAAACAAAAAGUUGA